AUGAGCUGGACAAGCCGCCUACUAUCGUUUUCACGCGAUGAGCGAGUAAUUUUAUUGACCAUCAGCCUGGCCACGUUUGGCUUGGUUAGCUCGAUGAUCACAGCUCUCACCUUCAUCCGAGACGACAAUGAAAUCCCGCCUUCGGAGCCCAAGACCCAGUACAUCACGCAGGAUACGGAAGAUUCGCUUCAGCUAGAUACGCUAGAAAAGCUCUUGGACCAUCCCAAUUUUUCAAUAAAGGAAAUUGCCAUCAAGAUACUUUGCGAUAGAGCUGCCAACGACCCUGAAGUGAUUAAGUAUAUCUGGUUCGGCAUCACUCGUCCUGAAUAUGAAGAGCGCAUGAACUCUCUCAGAACACUGGCUGUGUUAACGAGCCAAACUGGUAACGAGGGAUUGGCAAGACUGCAUGAUGAGAGGGCAUAUUCAGCCUUGGUGAGGUGCAUGGAGCUGUGCAUGGAAAGCACCGACCUCCCGAUUGUUACUGAUAUCCACUGGGAUGAAUACUACCUGCGUGAUAUGGGCGAGAGAUUCUGCCUCAUGUUUCUAACAGAGCUGAUCAACAAAUACGGGGCGACCAUGCUUGUCAAAGCUAAAUUUGUCGAGAAGUGGCUUUCAAAGCAAGAUUGGGGGAGCACUGGAGAGGAAAGACGGCGCAACUUUAAAGACUACACAGAUCUUCGGAACAACAGAAUAACGGACAUUAUUAAUCGCAUCAAGCACUCCCGGCGUGGACUACGUGCCUUGGAAAAAGCCGGGUUGAUCGACAAGGAAAGCUCUCGACGGCGAAUGAGGGAGCUUCCUGACCUUCUCAUGGAAGUGGAAGAGGAAAUAGUGGGAGAGCAGGCAGGAGAGCAGCAAAGUCGACGGACUAGGGAACAUUCCGCCGAGGAACAGAGACUUCGACGCCAGCAUCGCGAGGCUAUGGUUUUGAAUGACGGAACACGGCCCCUGGGACGGGAGGAUAUAAUCGAACGAGAUGCAUCUCCGUCGUGA
Molecule: messenger RNA, 993 nt
Organism: Trichoderma atroviride IMI 206040
Lineage: Eukaryota; Fungi; Ascomycota; Sordariomycetes; Hypocreales; Hypocreaceae
Source: RefSeq, a predicted model, not a curated record